Molecule: messenger RNA, 669 nt
Organism: Alternaria rosae
Lineage: Eukaryota; Fungi; Ascomycota; Dothideomycetes; Pleosporales; Pleosporaceae
Exons: 4
Coding region: 1-669 (222 amino acids)
Biological process (GO): proton motive force-driven ATP synthesis
Molecular function (GO): proton transmembrane transporter activity
Source: RefSeq, a predicted model, not a curated record
AUGGCCGUCGGACGUAGCGCAGCCCUCAAGCUCGACUGGACCAAGCUGGGCACCCAGCUCGGCCUCAAGGGCCAAACCGCCGCCGCCCUCCAGUCUUUCAAGAAGCGCAACGACGAUGCGCGUCGCAAAGUCACCGUUCUCUCCGAGCAGUCCCAGACCGUCGACUUCAACCACUACCGCGGCAUCCUCAAGAACCAGGCCGUCAUCGACGACAUCGAGAAGCAGUUCAACGCUUUCAAGCCCCAGACAUACGAUGUAGGAAGGCAGAUCAAGGCGAUUGAGGCUUUCGAGGCCCAGGCCGUCCAGAGCGCAGAGCAGACCAAGAGCGUUGUCGACAAGGAGUUGAGCGACCUCCAGAAGACACUGAAGAACAUCGAGGAUGCCAGGCCAUUUGCCGACCUCACUGUUGACGAGGUCGCAGCUGCGCAGCCCGAGAUCGACAAGCGUACCGAGCAGCUCGUCUCCAAGGGUCGCUGGGCCGUUCCCGGCUACAAGGCAAGAGAAGUUUGGCGAUCUGUCCGUCCUCUAAGCAUCUUCUUUGUAUGUAGUCGAGAUGUACCCAAUCUGGGUUGUAUUACCUACGUAUUUGUGAAUAGUUUCAGACAGUGGAAAUGCACCCUAGAUUUUGACCAUUCACAUCAUUCCGCCUGCGCUGCUCAUUGUUUCUGA